AUGGAUAAGUUUCGUAUGAUGUUCCAGUUCCUCCAAUCCAACCAGGAGUCUUUCAUGAAUGGGAUUUGUGGGAUCAUGGCGUUGGCAAGUGCCCACAUGUACUCUGCCUUUGAGUUCAACUGCCCCUGCAUGCCAGAGUACAACUACACCUACAGUACUGGACUGCUCAUCGUCCCUCCCAUAUGGUUCUUUCUAUUAGGUUUUGUACUGAACAAUAACGUGUCUGUGUUGGCCGAGGAGUGGAGACGGCCUACUGGGAGUCGCACAAAGGAUCCAACAAUCCUGCGCUACAUGCUUUGUUCGGUCACACAGAGAUCCCUGAUCGCACCUGCAGUCUGGGUGUCUGUCACUCUCAUGGAUGGUAAGAGCUUCCUCUGUGCUUUCAGCAUCAACCUGGACAUUGAAAAGUUUGGAAAUUACAGUUUUGUCAGGCAGAUGUCUGAGACGGAGAAGAUUAAACUGUUGGCAAGAAUUCCCUGCAAAGACCUGUUUGAGCAUGAGGAAUUGAGAGUGGCUGCAUCGCGGUACAUCAAAUGUAUAUCCCAGGCAUGUGGGUGGAUAUUUUUGUUCAUGAUUACCUUCACUGCCUUCCUGAUCCGAGCGAUUAGACCAUGCUUCACCCAAGCUGCCUUCCUCAAAACCAAGUACUGGUCUCAUUACAUCGACAUCGAGCGCAAGAUGUUUGACGAGACCUGCAAGGAGCACGCCAAGAGCUUCGCUAAGGUUUGCAUCCAUCAGUACUUUGAGAACAUCAGCGGAGAGAUGCAAAGCCUCCACCACCAUCCUGCCAGCAAGGAUGACGGUGAAGACGACGACAGAAGCGACGAAGACAAGCUCCUAGGGAUCAGGGCCCAGAAUGAUAUGAACAAGGUUUUAUGGAACUGGCACACCAGUAAGCCAGCUCUGGCUCUGAGGAAGAACUUUGAUGGGGAAAACAACGAAAAACUCAAUGGAAAGAUGAAUGGAACAAUAAACGGGCUGGCAAAUGGACACGCCUGCGACAUGGAGAAAAAGGAAUGGGCUGUUUAUUACAGUAAGGUCUGA
Nematolebias whitei (Rio pearlfish) is the source of this 1044-nucleotide messenger RNA. RefSeq names its product calcium homeostasis modulator protein 1 (gene calhm1b). Gene Ontology annotation, molecular function: monoatomic cation channel activity. The transcript is spliced from 2 exons. The record is from RefSeq and is a predicted model, not a curated record. Lineage: Eukaryota; Metazoa; Chordata; Actinopteri; Cyprinodontiformes; Rivulidae. Bases 1 to 1044 code for a protein of 347 amino acids.